CAAUAUAAUAUUACAUUGUAUGAAGACCUGACAUUUGUAAGUAGAACUGUAAGAACUCCUUAAAGUUAGACUUAACAUUGUUAUUCUCGUGUUUUUAAUCAAUGUGCUUUUGUAGACGUAACUUAUAAUUCUUCUAUACUACUACUUUGCUAACUAUAAUGUCUAACUAUACAUUGUAUUCAAAACCCUCAAUACAAAAACUAAAACAAAAAUCAAUCAAAAAAUUGAAUGUGAUUAAAAAACUUAUGUGUUCUCUAUGUACUAAUUAUAAUAACACCAGCUUCUAUAUCACAUUGAAAUAAAAGUGAUUUAAUUUUACUAAUGUCUAGUUUGUGAGAUGGGUUCUCUUGAUUAAUUAAGUGAUAUAUGUAUUUUAUACAGCUUCCAUCAUGUUGGUGAAAGUUCAAUAUCAAGGAGUGAAAAAAUAUGUAAAAUUGCUUACUGAUUUUACAUUCCAAUAUUUUAUCAGUGAAGUGAAAAGCAAAUUUGGAUUACCAACAACUGCAGAUCUUCAAGUUUUUGAUGACACGGACACUAAUGUAGAAGAGGACAUCUUCCACGAGUUAAUGGAAAGCAGUCCACAUGUAUGCUUAACUGUAAGAUGCUUGGAAGAAAAUAUGUCUGCUGGCCUGCCUGAGGUGAUUUCACCCACAAGAUCAUCAACAGCCAGCACAUGUACUGAUACAGUUUCAAUCUCUUCUACGGAUCAUGAUGAUCCAGAGCAACCAAUGCAGAAUCAAAUGACAAGGGCCAGCAGGUGCUUGAUGGUAGAUGCUGAAAGGGCAAAACGGAUUGUCCAAGAUGCUUUGGAAAAGCAAUCUGGUGGUGAUGAAGUGCUUGAUGAAUACAAGGCCACAAAAACUUUAAAGCACAGCACUAGACGGCAACUGGUUAAUAUUGUUGUCAGUCACAUGACAGAGAUUCAUGGGAGAAUUCCCACCCGCAAGCAACGGGAGACUUAUGCCUUGGGUAUUAUUUCUCUCUUUCCCAGCCUGAGAGACCCGUUUUCAGCAAAAGGCUAUGUAAGAAUUUGUCUUAGUAUACUUAACACAAACAUGUUCGUCUGUUUUAAUUAUUUAAAGGAACAUUUCUACGAUCCGGAAAAGGGAACAGGUUUCAUUGCCUGGCGCCUUAAAACUUUAUCAAGGAAGAACCCAAAACGUGUUCGCUUGGAGGUAUCUGAAGUUGGAGGACCAAGUCUCAAACGAAGGAUAGACACUGGGCAACAACUUGAAGGGGAUGCAUGCAGGGAGGCAAUUUCUUUUUUUGUCCACACAGCUGAUGAAAGUGAAGUUUUGCUAAAAAUGAAGGAAACCUUUAAGCAUAGACAAGAACUGGUGCAUGAUCCUAAAAAAUCAGCUGACAUCCUCAACAUCUUUCCAAGAUUUUUGGAUGUGAAAGGAUUGAUAAAUCAAGACUUUGGUUUGCUGUUCAAUGCUGAAACAUCCAACAAGUUGCUUGAGAGAUGGGAGACCUCAUUUAAGCACAAGAUCAUCAAUGAGGCCAAAUCUCUAACUUCAACUGCAGAAAUUCGUGGUCUUAUCAAUUCAACAGAGGGACAAGGAUCUGAAAAUGACUGGGAUAGUGAUAUGUCAGCUGUCCUACUCCUGUUGCAUCUCCUACCUCCUUCUUCAGGGAGAAAGAGGACUAAGAUUAGUCCAACAGAGGCCGUUGAAAGACUUGUGCAUUUCCAUAAGUCUUGCACCAGUAUUGAAGGCCAUCUAAGUAAGAGGGAAGGCCACCAGCCAUAUCUACUUGGAACAGGAAGGAUCAAGGGGAGGAUCGACAAUUUCUAUGUGGUUAUGGACAAACAUCUCAUUCCUUGUGCAGGAACCAGCUCCUUGAGUGCCGUUGAUGAACUCUUUAAAAUCCACUACGUGUUCAACUUGACGUAUGAGGAAGCACUUGUCAACAUCUUCACCUUUUUGCAGACUACAGUCUACAACAUUGAUGUUGGACUUACCAGCGAGUCACCCAGGGUAAAAGAACUGCGUGCAAAGAUUUUAAACUAAAUGUUAAAGUGUUUUUGUUGCCAAAGCUUGCAUGCAAGCAGCACCUCUUUAAUUUCUCAUUUAAGACUCUCACACAGUUUUUAUCCUUCACUGAAGUUUAAGUUGUUAUGUGCACAGGAAGGCUGUUGUCGACAGUUCUGUACAUACUCUGGUUUUCGAAAGCAUUUGAACA
Danio rerio (zebrafish) is the source of this 2184-nucleotide messenger RNA. Lineage: Eukaryota; Metazoa; Chordata; Actinopteri; Cypriniformes; Danionidae. The record is from RefSeq and is a predicted model, not a curated record.